AUGGAAGAAGAUAACCAAUUACUCAAUAAUGCCCGAUAUCGCCAGUAUGCUACUGCUAUGGAUAAAGCUCUUAAGAGCUUUGAAUCAUCCAGUGAAUGGGCAGAUUUAAUAGCCUCUUUAGGCAAAGUCAUCAAGGCUAUACAAUCCUAUCCAACUUUUACAAAAUUACCACGCCGCGUAGUCAUUGGUAAACGUCUGGCUCAAUGUCUCCACCCUGCAUUACCUAGUGGUGUUCAUUUAAAAGCUCUAGAAACUUAUGAUGUCAUCUUUCAAAGAAUCGGAAUAGAACGUUUAGCUCUAGAUUUAUUCAUAUACAGUGCUGGCUUAUUUCCAUUAUUAGCUAAUGCAGCUAUGCAAGUCAAGCCCGUUUUAUUAGACCUCUAUCAAAAUUACUAUUUACCGCUUGGUAAAGCCUUACAGCCUGCUUUAUCAGGUCUUUUGCUAGGCUUGUUACCCGGCUUAGAAGAAGGUUCCGAACACUUCACUAGAACAAAGCAACUAUUAGACUCAUCUUGUAAUAAGCUCGGCGCAAUGACAUUUUUUACCGGAAUUUGGCAAUGUAUUACUUCUACACCAACCGUUAGAUUGCCAGCACUACUGUAUAUGACAUCCUGCAUUGAUAGACAACGGCCUGCCAGUGAACAACUGUUCGUCAUUGGCAAUGAUACAUCGGUUGUGGUUAAUGCCGUCUGUCUUGCAUUGCAUGAUAAUAAUAUUCUGGUUCAACGCAACAUAUUAGACUUUUUGAUUACCUUCUUUUUAUUUCAUACAAACACUCUACCUGAUAAGGAUGCUGUUGCUAUCCUAAAGUCUGCAUUAAGUGUGUUACUUAGACGAGAUAUGUCUUUAAAUCGAAGAUUUUAUGCUUGGUUGCUUGGCACUAAUGUCAAUGCAGCUAUUAUGAAAAGCAAUAUGGGUUCUAAUGAAGACUCUGAUGGUCACACAUCUUGCGUUGAUCCCGAUACUUUGAAUAGCAGGUAUUUCAGUGCCUACAGUAAAGUAUACGUUGUAGCUGCUGUCAAAGAAAUGCUACAUGACAGCUAUAAUUCCGUAGUUAGCAGCAAAGGGUGUAUUACUACUGCUGAACGUAGUGGCGUCUUGGGAUCAUUUCGUGUUGUAUUAAAUUUACUUGAUAAGUCUCAAAUAGGUACAUUAGUUGUGGAAGAUAUUCUUAUGGAUGUUUUACGAUUUCUUUAUCACGUACAUAAUUUACUAAGAUCAUACCUAAAAGUAAAUGAAAAUAAGCAAUUGGCUGAUAUACAACGUUGUCGAUCGUCUGGUACGACGCUGCAAAAUUGCAACAAUUUAGCAGACGAGGUUAUCAAGAGCGCUAAUUUAAUAUUUAAUACCUUUGAGCCAUACUAUUUAUGGGAUUACUUAGGCAGAGCAAUACAUUCUUGUACUAGUCAUAGUACGUUAGAAAGCAUAUCCAACGAUCAGGAUAGUUGCGAAUCAAUUCAAAUACCGAAGAUAAUGGAUGAUUCAUUAUUUUACGAUGAAUAUUUUUCCUUGGAUCCUGAUAAUGACGUUCAAACCUUAUACUUGCCGCAAUUAAUGUAUAUGAUAAUUGUGGAAAUGCAUAGAUCCUGCUGUAAUAUAUCAUUUUUAGAAUUAAACUCCGGAAUAGUAUUAUGUUCCAAGUUACUCAAUCAUAUAUUGCCU
Trichoplax adhaerens is the source of this 1662-nucleotide messenger RNA. RefSeq lists its product as uncharacterized. The annotation marks the transcript as partial. The record is from RefSeq and is a predicted model, not a curated record. Gene Ontology annotation, biological process: Golgi to endosome transport. Gene Ontology annotation, cellular component: endosome; trans-Golgi network. The transcript is spliced from 5 exons. NCBI's taxonomy places the organism in Eukaryota, Metazoa, Placozoa, Uniplacotomia, Trichoplacea, Trichoplacidae.